Messenger RNA from Prunus dulcis (almond), 2546 nucleotides. Its product is annotated as YLP motif-containing protein 1. The coding region runs from base 1 to 2223 and encodes 740 amino acids. Gene Ontology annotation, cellular component: nucleus. NCBI's taxonomy places the organism in Eukaryota, Viridiplantae, Streptophyta, Magnoliopsida, Rosales, Rosaceae. The transcript is spliced from 13 exons. The record is from RefSeq and is a predicted model, not a curated record. Gene Ontology annotation, biological process: regulation of telomere maintenance.
AUGGGUAACCCCACUAAUGGGUUUGAAAAUCCGAGGCCGUGGCAGAGAAACCCUAAUUUUGAAGCAGACACCUAUGGCAAAUUUCCGUAUAGGGAUGGCUUGGCGCCACCGCCACCGCCACCGCCACCGCCACCAUAUGAAUAUGGCGGCAAUGCGUACAUUGGUGAUGGUGAUAGGAACUUUAAGAGGCCGAGAGUCGAUGUUUUGGGUUUAAAGAGCGAGUUUAACCCGAAAAAUGCGAGUCUUACGCCGGAGGAUGAGAGAAGAUUGAAGCUAAUUCGUGAUCACGGUGGGGUGAAUUCAGUUUCCGGUAGUCGUACCGUUCCGAAUGGCGAUACGAAUAGGUAUGCUGAAGAAAGUAAAGUUUUUGAAGGGGAUUAUAGUAAACCUAGUGUUAAUAGGAGUUUCCCCCAUUCUCAAACUGAAGAGUUUAGUCAUUCUGAAGUUGGUAAUGAAAAUUACCAUAGCCACAAUCCUCAACAGUUUCAAAGUAAAGAUUCUAGGCCUGUGAAUGAAGCACAAUAUUCCCAUGUGAAUAGUUGGCAAGCACAUACUGGGACGAGUGCACCAUACUAUGACCAUAACAAUCAGCUACCACAACCCUAUGGAAUGCAGAGGCAUUCUGUGAGUCAUCAACAUGGCACUCCAAAUACGAACGAACAUGGAGGCUACUUUCAUUCCCCUGGCUUGAUUUCUAACAAUGCAGGUCAUAUGCCAGCUGCUCGGUCAAUCAGUGGGCAGCCUCCUCUUCCCACUUCUCCACCACCUCCUCUACCAAUGGACCCGCCAUCAAAAUCGUCUUCUUCAUUGUUUCCUGUUUCCUUUAGUUCCUCAUCAAUGACGCCUUCAACCUAUCCACCAAUUCAUGAAGCCCGUUCCCUGGCGCAGCCUUAUUUCCAUAAUAAGUCAUUUUCACAUGCUUCUACUGGUUUUGUCAUGGAGGAAUCUCAUGUUUCCCAUCAAAUAUCAUCAAAGCAGUAUGGAGAGGGACAUCCAUUUCCACGGAAGCAGUCAUCUUUGGAUAAGCCAAAAGUAAUUGAUGCUUCCCACUUAUUUAAGCAGCCACAUAGACUCACUCGUCCUGAUCAUUUUGUGAUAAUCCUACGAGGGCUUCCAGGUAGUGGAAAGAGCUACUUAGCAAAGAUGUUGCGCGACCUAGAGGUUGAAAAUGGUGGUGAUGCUCCACGAAUUCAUUCUAUGGAUGAUUAUUUUAUGACAGAAGUAGAAAAGGGUGAGGAAAGUGAUGUUUCAAAAUCUUCAAGUUCAGCCAGAGGCAAGAAGCGAGUAUUGAAGAAGGUGAUGGAGUAUUGUUAUGAACCUGAAAUGGAGGAGGCUUAUCGGUUGAGUAUGCUGAAGGCAUUUAAGAAGACCCUUGAGGAGGGUGUUUUCACCUUCAUAAUUGUGGAUGACCGCAAUCUGCGGGUAGCUGAUUUUGCUCAGUUUUGGGCAAUUGCAAAGAGUUCAGGAUAUGAAGUUUAUAUACUAGAAGCAUCAUAUAAGGAUCCUGCGGGCUGCGCAGCUAGGAAUGUGCAUGGCUUUACCCAAGAUGACAUACAGAAUAUGGCCGGACUAUGGGAGGAAGCUCCAUCCAUAUACUUGCAAUUGGAUGCCAAGUCAUUAUUCCAUGGAGAUGACCUGAAGGGAAGUGACAUUCAAGAGGUGGACAUGGAUACUGAAGACGCAGAUAAUGAUAGUCUAUUGGGAUUUCAAGAAACAAAGCCUGAGAAGAUCCUAGCACCUUCUGCUGAAGAUGAUGCUCAUAAUGGCUCUUCCAAGGGUGCGAAGAGCUUGGAUGCUGAAGAAGACCAUCCAACUGUGGAAGUGAAAGAACUAGGCAGGAGUAAAUGGUCAGGAAUAUUAGAUGAAGAUGAUACUGAAAAAACUGAAGGUGUGAAGGGUAACUUUAAUACUCUUUCUGGACUUAUUCAAGCUUAUCGCAAGGGAGGAAAAUCUGUAUGCUGGAGUGACCAGGUUGGCAAUACGGGGUUUUCAAUAGCAGCAGCAAAGAAGGCGAAUGUCUUGUCUUUGGUGAUUGGACCGGGUUCUGGAUACAACUUGAAGUCCAAUCCAUUACCCGAAGAAGAGAACCCGGUAACCCAUAGCAGUGGUGAAUCAAAGAGGCAGAACGUAUUCGAAGACCAACUUCGAGCAGAACGUGAAUCCUUCAAAGCUGUUUUUGACAGGAGGCGGCAGCGGAUUGGUGGACUUGGUUUGGAGGAGUAGUAGUUAGUUCUAGGUGUCAGGAUUCUUUCCUUGAAAGUGUUGUUGGAAUAUCGUUUUCUGUUGUUAAUAUGUCAAUUUAGCUGUUGUUGUAAUCUAUUGACACUUGAAUUGGGUGGAUCAACCCCUCUGAUUUUGUAAUCUCAUUGGAGGAGAAUGCUGUAAAAACCACCUCUGAUUUUGUAAUCUCAUUGGAGGAGAAUGCUGUAAAAUUCGGUGGAAAACCAGAGACUGAUUUUCUACACCAUCGAAGCCUUAAAUGUAUGAACAAUUUUGAGGCUGAUUGGAUACUAAUGAAUGAGAACAAAAAUUUAUUUAUUUCCUAA